Meloidogyne enterolobii is the source of this 297-nucleotide messenger RNA. The record is from the annotation of a GenBank genome assembly. NCBI's taxonomy places the organism in Eukaryota, Metazoa, Nematoda, Chromadorea, Rhabditida, Meloidogynidae.
AUGAAAAUUUGCAAUUUAAUUAUUUUAAACUCUUUUUUUAUUCAAAAUUUUUCAUUAUUAUAUGGAAUGCAUCCAGGAGAAGGUCCUUCAGGAUCUCAAUCAGGAUGGAUAAAUUUUGGAGGAGGUUCGGUAUCUCAAUCAGGAUGGAUUAAUUCAGGGCAAGAAUUGCAGCAAUUAGUAGAAGAAAAUGUUUGUAUUAUUAUAGCAAGAUAAAAAAAACGUAUUUAAAGGGUUUUACUCAAUUAAAUUCAAAAAUCAUUCCUUUACUGAAAGAAGUUGGGGGCUCAGCACCUUAUC